Molecule: messenger RNA, 747 nt
Organism: Neoarius graeffei (lesser salmon catfish)
Lineage: Eukaryota; Metazoa; Chordata; Actinopteri; Siluriformes; Ariidae
Gene: nfam1
Exons: 3
Coding region: 235-747 (170 amino acids)
Biological process (GO): positive regulation of B cell receptor signaling pathway; B cell receptor signaling pathway; regulation of B cell differentiation
Cellular component (GO): membrane raft
Molecular function (GO): transmembrane signaling receptor activity
Source: RefSeq, a predicted model, not a curated record
GUCUAAGAGGCUCAGUGUGAGCACAUGUGGGAAAUUCUGGACUGAGUAAGCCUAACUGAAGCCUCAGGAUUUUAAGUGUUAUGACACAACUUCCUGUCAAUGUUAUAGUCACAUCCUUCUGAAAUUACAGAUUAGAGACUGACUACAACCAGACUGUUCUACAAGUAGUCUGUGAUUAGGCAUUUAAGAUACUUCUUGAACACGAUUAUAUACAGUAACUGGGACUUGCACAAGAUGUUUAUCACACAGUUUGGAGUCUUCUGGAUUGUUCUGUUGUAUUGCUGUAAAAAGAGUGAAGCCAAACUUUCGCUCAAGAACCGAAUCACUGUGGCACUGGCAGGAAAAACAGUCACCAACCAGCUUGAAGUCACCAUCCCAGCUAACAGCAGCAACAGCAAUAUCACUUGUUACCAAAACAGUUACAAAGUACCGGUAUGGAGACAUCCGAUUGAUCAAAAGCCUUCUACUAGUGCAACAACUAUAAGCUUGUCACCAAAUAUCAGCAUGCAUACCAGCUCAUGCUCUGGAGAAUACUACUUCCAGUACAAGGAUGAGAGGCUGUAUUGGGUUGUCCUUGUACGAGAUGAGUAUUAUGUAGGUAUGCCCCAUAUGGAUAUGGUUUCCAUCCUUUUGCUGGUUGUCCUCACUGUUCUGCUGCUUCUCAACAUCACUGGAUCAGUUUAUAUCUUCAAGAUGUACAAGGUGAGCAUGCAGUAUAAGAAAAUAAUCAACAAUGGGAUGGUGUGA